GUACGCGCGUCUCGCUUGUGAUCAACAGGGCUUUUUCAAUCGUUUUUAAACGGCUUUUCAGUAGAAAUAAAUGUGUAUUUUAAAUAGUAGAGAGGAUAAAAACAACUGACAUUCUUAAUAUCGUGCAUAAAUUCAGAUCUAUAGCCAUGGAUGAGGCAAUAGCGAUUAUUUUAAUAUCCGUUGCGAUGUUUUUGGGAUGUUUUCUAUUAGGUUUAAUUCCACUUUUGAUCAAACUUUCUGAGAAAAGGCUGCAGUUUGUCAGUAUAUUCGGGGCAGGCCUGCUCUGUGGUACUGCUCUAGCUAUCGUUCUCCCAGAGGGGGUGGAACUGCUGGAAGAGUCAUGGAGAGUCUCUUCCUGCUCUGUGGCCCCAGCAGCAGCCAAUCAGAAUGCCAGUGACGGUGGGGUCGGAGGUCAGCUCCAGGAGAUGGGCCCCUCCUCUAAAGGUCUCCCAGCACGGUUCUUCAUCGGGGUCUCCCUGGUCGUAGGGUUCAUCCUCAUGUUCCUGGUGGAUCAGAUCAGUAGCUACUGCUCCAUACACGGGUUCGCCCCAGCACCGUCUGAGCGCUACAGGCGUCGGGAUGCUCUUCUCCGCCGGGACGUUCCUCUACGUAGCUACGGUCCAUGUACUACCAGAGAUCAGCUCCAGGGGGCAGCAGAGCUCUCCCCACCUCCACGGGACUGGGACCGGGCAGCAAGGGGUCCUGGGGGUCCUGGAGAGCCUCACGUUGAUACUAGGAGCAGGACUACCUGUGUUACUGGCCCUGGGACUACGUGAUGAUUAGUCUUGUGAAUCGACGCUAUCCUACCGAGUCUUGUUCAUAACUCAGCUAUUGAUAAUGAACAUUGAGCAUGAAUGUGAAGGAAGCCUGGAAAUCAAGUCUAUAACUAAGACCGACUGGUUAAUAACACAAAGAAGAAACCCACAACAUGUUACCAAACAUUAAUUUACACUGGAAUACACCUCAACUCUUACAUAGCUAGAGGUCUUUGGGGGUGUUUCUGUGUGUGAUGCAGUAUGUGUCAGUGUCUUUGUCUGAGAGGUUAUAAGGACAUGGGCUUUGAGCAAGCCAACAAAGGUAGGAAUAGUGUGUGUGUGUGUGUGUGUGUGUGUGUGUGUGUGUGUGUGUGUGUGUGUGUGUGUGUCAUGCAAAAGAGUGGGAUCAGAGCGAGAGAGAAAGAGCAGCGUGUGCUUCCGACUCCUAUGUAUAGAGCUUUUGUAAUUGUUGGUCUUGUCUGAUCUCAGUGGGACAUUCUUUUGAGCUAAACUAUUGAAGUUGUCUGAAAGAACAAGAACAUUGCACCCGGUUUCAAAAUAACCCGGUUUUGUGAUAUUUGUCCUUUGUCCCUCUACUGAACAAACAAAAACGUUUGUUUAUUUAUUUAGGUUAGCCAAAAUCCCAAACCAGAUUUUAAUCAAAUGAAUAACAUUUCGUCUUUUGUAAUUUUAUAAGAAAGGUUUUGGCUGGGGUUGCGUAAGGAACUGAAAUAUUCAGGGCAGGUUGUGAAAAGAAAUAUUUAGUCAUCUAAAAAAAACACUUUAAAUUAGGUUGUCAUAACACUGACGUGGCCUAAAUGAACCACAAUAUAGUGAUGAUUUAUUUAUUUUUUGAUUUUAUGUUGGAUGUGAUCAAGAUAUGUCUUUUUUAGACAAGAAAAUAUAUUUUUAAAUACAUUUCUACAUUGUGUACUAUAGCCAGGACGAUGUUGCCUGGUUACCAGUCUGUUUAGAUAUCGUAACACUCCUUGGCAAUCUGUGUCAAUUGCUAAACAUCUUAAUAACACAGAGUACCCUACGUGGUAUAUUAUCCAGUCUGGUACCCAGGCUAAGGACAAUAGGAUGUAUUUUUUAUGAAUACUUUAUCAUAACAAUUAUAGGUAACUUUUUUUUUUUUUUUUUUAAGUACAUAGCGUGUAUUCUAUGUAUG
Molecule: messenger RNA, 1926 nt
Organism: Salvelinus sp. IW2-2015
Lineage: Eukaryota; Metazoa; Chordata; Actinopteri; Salmoniformes; Salmonidae
Source: RefSeq, a predicted model, not a curated record